Messenger RNA from Staurois parvus, 291 nucleotides. Lineage: Eukaryota; Metazoa; Chordata; Amphibia; Anura; Ranidae. The record is from the annotation of a GenBank genome assembly.
CAGAAAGAACAUUCAAAAUGCAGGCAGGGCACAGGACAAAGCAGUAGGGACAAAAUCAAUGACAGCAAAAAUUUCAAAUUUGCCACCGGUUCCGGUGCCCGUACAUCCCGACGUCACAGGGACUGGAACACGGAAGCCGGAUGCCGGCAUCGGCCGGAGGAGAUGGCCGGGGAUGCUGCAGGGGACACAUCGCGGGAGCGAGGGACAAGGUAAGUGCUGCAGGGACCCCCUGAGCAACGCCGCAUGGUAAGCCCGAGUGUAGCUCAAGGUUACCGCUCUUGGUACUGAAAU